Messenger RNA from Drosophila persimilis, 836 nucleotides. RefSeq names its product histone-lysine N-methyltransferase SETMAR. Lineage: Eukaryota; Metazoa; Arthropoda; Insecta; Diptera; Drosophilidae. Gene Ontology annotation, molecular function: protein binding; zinc ion binding; histone H3K9 methyltransferase activity. Gene Ontology annotation, cellular component: nucleus. The record is from RefSeq and is a predicted model, not a curated record. The transcript is spliced from 2 exons. Bases 9 to 836 code for a protein of 275 amino acids.
AAUCUCGAAUGGUAGUGAAUGACGACUAUGAACACCCAGAUUAUCUAGAAUAUAUUCUAGAAUCCGUUCUGAUGCCCAGUGAUGAAAGCUUAGAUUUCAAUCUGUUAAGGAACGAUUACAACUCUGUGCUUUUACACAAAUGUCAAUGCGAUAAAGGCGGUUGUGCAAAUAACGAAAGAUGCUUACACGGAGGUGCUUAUGAGUACUGUCCAGAUGGAAAAGAAUUGAUUCAAAGGCAGACUAACGAAAAAGGCAAUAUCCCAAUUGUGGAGUGCAAUUCCUUCUGUGAGUGUCGGAUAGAUUUUUGCACUAAUCGACUUGUGCAGUACGGUCCAAGAGCAAAUUUGGAAGUAUUUAAUUCUCCGACUUACAAAUCAAAAGGUGUCCGCACGAAAGUAAGCAUUCCUUGUGGUGCCUUCAUCUGCGAAUAUGCAGGGGAAAUUCUAACUAUUUCUGAGGCCAAACGACGCAUAGUUACCAACAAAAAACUGGGAUCAAUGAAUUAUGUGUUAAUACUCAACGAAUACACUAAGACCGAUGACUGCUAUAAAGAUAAACGACAAGUCACCAUUAUAGAUCCUUCUCGACGUGGAAAUAUUGGACGCUAUAUUAACCACAGCUGUGACCCCAAUUGUCAGAUAACAGCGGUACGAAUAGAUUGUCCCAUACCAAAAAUAUGUGUUUUCGCAGCACGCAACAUUCUUGCUCAAGAAGAACUGUGCUUUCAUUACGGUGGAGAAGAUCGAUACGUAGAAGAUCAAGCAAGUGAUAGCAAGGCUUGCCUCUGCACUGCUGAUAGUUGUGCUGGUUUUAUGCCAAAUUCUGAAAUAAUAUAG